Brassicogethes aeneus is the source of this 4131-nucleotide messenger RNA. The record is from the annotation of a GenBank genome assembly. NCBI's taxonomy places the organism in Eukaryota, Metazoa, Arthropoda, Insecta, Coleoptera, Nitidulidae.
CGAUUGUGACGCCACCGGAGCAGUUUGCGAAAUCGCAACCCACCUCUAAAACAACGCGGACAGUACAAAAUGGCAAAAUGUCCGGUGCAAAAUGGCGCCUAUUAAUGUUUUACCGCGAACCUCGUUCUGAUUUUUAAAAAUGUGAAGAAUUAUAGAAUUAUAAGAAUUAUUUGUUUCCGUAAUCAAUCAGUCCACAUUGUGUGCACUUUGGGGGUAUUAGGAACAUAAGAAGAAGAAGAAUUAUUGUAUUGAUCAAACUACAAUUAUUGUAACUAUAAAUAGGUAGUCCAUUUAUUUUUACGUUAUGGACAUUCAUGAGGACGUUUGUCAUUUUUGUUGUCAAAAAAGCAAAGUUAUUACCAAUGGAAUUUUAUUUACUAAAAUAAUUAAAACAGUACUUAGUGAUGAAGUUUUAAACAGUUCUGAAUUUUCAAGACUUAAAGCAAGAUUAAAUACAUGCUUGUUGUGUGCACAGAAGCUUUUGAUUAUAGAUAAAACCAGAAAGAAAAUUGAAAAUGCAACAGUCAACAAACACUUUAAUUGUAUUCUGUGCAAUGAGGAUGAUCACCUUGUACAGAUACACAACUGGAAUUACUUAAAUCAACUGCUAGAAGAGCUGGACUGUGUAUCAAAAAUAAAAAAAUUCAAAGUUUGUUUGGAGUGUUACUAUUUUAUUGAUACUUGUUCGCAGUUUAAAAAAAGUCUUUUUAGUUCUUUUCCUGGGUUGCAAGUUAAUAAAAUAAAACUAGCAAUAAACUAUCAAACCGAUAUUAAUAAAACAAAAGUAAUGCCUUCAUUGAGUCCAAAGACCAGAAGAAAGUUAAAUAGCUUAUGUUUAUCUAAAAAUAAAUUGUAUAGAGACAAUAAAUUGGUCACAGGGGAUGAACAGUUAUACAACAAAAUUGCAUAUAUUUUGGUGGAACAACAAAAUUUGGAAAAAUUAAAAUUGCAAUGCAGCAAAGAUGCAGAAAAAAUAACUUUAAGAAUGUCUAGAAGAACUAAGGCUGAUACUUUGGAUAACGAAAGUGAAAAAUCUAUGAACAAAAAAACUAGUACCAGUUCUUUCAAAAAAGAAAAUUCGUCAAAACAUACCGACAACGCAUCCAAAAGCAGCUUACCCAAAAUUAAUAAGAAAAAAUUACAGGAUAAAAAGUCUUCACUUGACUUGGUUUCUGAAGAACAACCAACAAGAUCAACGAGAAAUUCCAAAACAAUUGAUGAAUCUUCAUUUGAAUCUUCAAGUGACUUCAUUACAAAAAUAUCUACAAAAAAAUUCAAAAAAGUUGUCUCUGAAAAAGAUUUAGAUUCUACUUUAAGUAAAGAAAGUGAUUUAGAAAAGGAAAAUACAGAAAACAGUUCUGAAGAUACAACAAUAAAUUUGGAUUGUGACAACAAAAUUAAAAGCUCACCUACUAAGGGUGAAAGAAAAAGUAUUUUUGAUGAUUCUUCAGAUUCUGAAAUGGAAGUUGUUUUUGACACUGAAACCUUAAGCUUUGAUGAUCUCUUUAAUUUGGAAGAAAACAAAAAUUACCAAAAAACAGAUGUUCCAACAAAAUGUGCCAAAACCAAGGCUUUUGAUUCUUCUGAUUCUGAAAAUGAAGAUAAAUUAAGAAAUACAGAUACAAAUUCUGAAAAUGUUGCAACUAGCAAAGAAAUCAACAUUGAAGAUUCGCUAAAAAAACAUAACAUUCUUAAAGUCCUAUGCAUAAAUAUUGAAAGAAAAUCACUGGAUGUGGAAAAAAAGAAGAAACGAAAGAGUGUGACAUUUAAAGAGGACAACAUGGUUGAAUAUUUUCCCAUUAUUGAUGAUUAUUCUUCCACACAAUCAGAUUUUGGGUUGGAUGCUGGACAUACCCCAAAACCAAAUAGAAGAUUAUCUUCAAAAGACUCAGAUGAAGAAAGUGAAGAUUUAGAAGAGAUUGACAAAGAAAGUGAAGAAACAAUUACUAAUGGUAAAUUAGAAGAUAAACAAAAUAAAGAUUCGUCUUUAGAAAAUAAAGAAAUUAUGGAAACAACUGAUUUUUCAGAAGAUGCCAUUAUAGAUUUAGACAAUUCACCACCCAGAGAAAAUAAUGAAAAUUCAAUGGACAUUGAAAAAGAAGAAAUAAACACUAAUUGCAAAUCAGAAGACAAAAAGUUUGAAAAUAAAGGUAGAGGUUCUUCGAAAAUUGAGGAAAAUACUACUUAUAAUUUGGAAGAUACCACUAAAAAUAUGGUUAAUACUGUAAAUUUGGAAAAUAAUUUAAUUGACGUUGAAAAAGGAACGUGCAUCACAGAUUCAAAUGAAUUAAUUUCAAAGGAAAAAAACACAUGUGUUGAAGAUCAAGAAGACCAUAAUACUGAAAGUUCAACAUCAGAAUCUGACUCAUUAAACACAGAGACGGAUAGCACAGCUGAAAAGGAAGAAGAAAAUUGUUCUUAUAAAUCUGAAGAAAACACUUUAAAAAGUUCGACGUCAGAUAAUUCCGACUCUUCAAACGAAGAAACAUAUAGCACUACUAACAAAGAAGAAGUAAAUUGUUCUGAUAAAGAGGAAGGUAAAUCUGAAGAAACCUUUUCCGAACAAUCCGAAAGUAUAGUAACGUCGAGUGAAGAAACCGUAAAUAAAAAACGUCAACGUUCUUCUAAUGAAGCAAACAGCGAUACAGAAAGUAACGAACAAUUAAAAAAAAAUAAAAAAACGCUCAAUUUAAAUUCAGAUAGAAAAAGGAAACAUCAAUUUGCUCAGGACAAUGAAGAUUCAGAUGAUGAUGCUUUGAGUAGCAAUAUUAAAAGUCCAGAUAUCAAAGCAAUUAAAUUGAAUAAGAAAGCAUGUUUAAGUGUAGAUACUGAUGAAGAAAGAGAAAAAAUAAAUAGUAUAGCUAAAAAAUAUACUGGUUCUUUAAUAUUUACGCCGGUAAAGGAGAAAGGUGCAUCCGAAAAAAUGUCUCCAUUAAUGUCUCUGCAACAUGAAGAUAUUUCAAAUGAUGAUGAUGAUAUUCUUUCAGGGUUUCAGUGUAUAGAUGAAGAAAGUGCUGAAGAAGAAGUUGAAACCACUGAAAAAGACAGUGAAAGAACAAGGCUGCAAGAAAAAAGUGAAGAUUUAUUAGCUUCACUUAAUAAAGAAAAAACAGAUGUAGACACCAUGGAAGACUUAAGAAAGGCUAUUGAAAAUGAUGUUAAAAGUAAAAAUAAAUUUGAUGAAAUUAUUUUGGCAAGUGAACCCCAAAAUGUAUUGGAUAUGCUUACGUCGGAAUCUGACGAGCUAUAAAUAACACUGGUCAACCAUUUUGCUGCGUUGUAUAUAUUAACUUUUCUAGGGCAUUAUGAGUGCGCUAAUUCCAAUUAGGUCAUGUUUUUGCGAUAUUGUGAAAAACCGUAUACAUUUUUUUUAAAUACUUAACCGUAUUUCCUCGCUGUAAUAAUAAUAAUAAUAAUAAUUUUAUACAUUCAUAAAGUUUUUCCCUGUAACAUGCUUGUAACGAAAUAAAAUUGUUUUUUAUUACAGUAUUGUAACGUGAACAAUUUUUGUCCGAUUUUAAUAAAAUUAAAUAUAAUUUCUAAUACCUUUCUCCAUAUGAUUUAAUGUUUUAAAAUGUUAAUUCAAAUAUAUGGUAACGGGAACGGAAACUUAAACGGUAAAGGUUGGAGAGACUCAGCAAUCGCUAUCGAUCACAGUGGUUUCUUAGUCCCUCCCACCUUUACUGUUUAGAUUCCCGUUCCCUUUACCGGGCUAUUGCGCAGCGGGCUUUAAAAAACAACCGCGCGUGUAAAAACGUACGGUCAUAUUUGCACCUGGCACUUGACUCCUUAAAUAAAUUCUGUAGUAAGUAACGAAUUAAAAAACAAAACACAAUGACACUGUUUAACAAUAUGUUUAAAAAAUAAACAAAACCUUCUUGCAUAAAUUACUACUAAAAUACAUUCCAAAAAUAUGAUUUUUUUAGAAAAUUAUUUUACAUUAGAUUACAGUAUACGUUUUUUUACAAUAUCUUUUAAAUCAGCGCUCCAAAAUUACCCUGGAAAAGUUGUUGGCCUGUGUAAUUAUUGUAAUCAAAUAUUGAUGUUUUUUCUAUUGAUAAGUAAAUUGUUUUGUAGGUACUCUCUUAUAAUUAAUUAAUAUCAUAACAAUAAAAGUGCAGUUUUUAUAUA